Molecule: messenger RNA, 2593 nt
Organism: Perca fluviatilis (European perch)
Lineage: Eukaryota; Metazoa; Chordata; Actinopteri; Perciformes; Percidae
Gene: rhebl1
Product: Ras homolog, mTORC1 binding like 1
Exons: 8
Coding region: 361-915 (184 amino acids)
Biological process (GO): small GTPase-mediated signal transduction
Cellular component (GO): plasma membrane
Molecular function (GO): GTPase activity; GDP binding; GTP binding
Source: RefSeq, a predicted model, not a curated record
CAAUGACAGUUUCCGUCAGUUUGACUUGCGAAUCGUAACCGCGUUGAGGAGGGAGCUUUUUUUUUAAAUUCCAAUUUCAGUUGUAACGAAAAUUUCAUCGUUUCAAACUAUCGGUCGAUAUCGAUAACAAUAUCAGAUACAUAAAAAUAUAUAUUUUUUUUAGAUAAGUAACGUUACUUAAACUCUAAACUUCCAGCUCGAGGCCCAGCAGAGAGCUCAAGCAGCAGCUCCGAAAAGUUUGUUGUUGUCACGUGAUGUGCUACGAAUGUGGCGAUAAAAGUUUGUUUCGAUAGUAAACCUAGGUGGCGUAAGUUACUAACGUUACAUUAUUAAAACCUACUGAACAACGAUUUCACCAAAAUGCCUCAACCAAAACAUCGAAAGAUUGCUGUUAUAGGUUACAGGUCUGUAGGAAAGUCAUCUCUUACAAUACAGUUUGUGGAAGGACAGUUUGUUGACUCCUAUGACCCCACCAUCGAAAACACCUUUAACAAAUUGGUCAGCGUGAACGGUCAAGACUUCAAUCUUCAGCUGGUUGAUACAGCUGGACAAGAUGAGUACUCCAUUUUUCACCAAUCCCACUCAAUGGACAUCCAUGGGUAUGUCCUUGUCUAUUCAGUGACUUCCAAUAAAAGUUUUGAAGUUGUGCAGGUUCUACACGACAAGCUGCUAGACAUGGUUGGAAAGAUUCAGGUCCCAACUGUUCUUGUAGGGAACAAAAAAGAUCUCCACAUGGAAAGGGUUAUCAAGCCAGAAGAGGGAAAGAAACUUGCUGAUUCCUGGGGUGCUGCAUUCAUGGAGUCCUCAGCCAAGGAGAAUGAGACAGCUGUGGAGGUUUUCAAGCGGAUCAUUUUGGAGAUGGAGAAAGCUGAUGGAAAUGCACCCCCAGAGGAGAAGAAGUGCGCCGUGAUGUAAAUUUGUAUCCAGGACAUCCGUAAGCUAAUUUGCUGAAGACAGAAGGCACAACUUCACCAGCUUGCCAACCAUGACCUCACCGACACCAAGACACUGCAGUUGAACUUUUCUGCUCCAUUGUGAUACCAGAUUGAUUUACUUAGCAAGGCAACUGCCCAGACAUUUGAUAAACCAUCCAACUAAUUGUAACCACAGGGAGAAUGUUCUCAGAGCAAGACUAAUCUUUGUUUUAGACAAAGAUGCACCGUCGGUGAACACUUUCUUUAAAUAUUGAAUGAAAUGUAAUCUAUAACUGGGCAAAAUCUUGACUUUGAGUUCAACCAAAUGCCCAGAAAACAAAAUAAUAUUGCCAAACAUUGGUCCCAAUUAUUGCAUAAAAUGUUUUUGUCAACGUAUUAUGGUAAUAACUACUUGUAAAUCUGAUGAUUGAGACAUCAUUGGCUUAUGUCUCAUAUUUCAUGAGUAGUUGAGUUAAUGUACAUGUAGGGCUGGUUAAUAACCUUUUUAAGGACUGGUAUUAUUUCAACAGUUUUUUUAUUUUUAUUUUUUGUUUUUUGUUUUUUUUUACAGUGAUGGAGAGUCACAGUUCACAUUGCUUUAAAUGUGGUGAUAAAAUGUCAGUAUCUCACAAAAGGUGGAUUUCCUUGAACACCCUGGAAUGAGAUUUCACAUAAGAAAUUUCAGUUCUCACUGUAAUUGUUUAUCAACUCAUCAUCGGGUACCUUUCACCAAUGAAAUCUUGAACUGUCUUCGUGAUGGAGGAAUCUUUUUGUAUCUACCAACUCACAUUUUAAGCUCUUCUGCUAAGCAGAUUAGUACUCUUUGAUUGUUUCUACAGUUUAAUUUCUCCUUAUUGACUGUAAUAAAGAUGUUCUCUUUUGGAUAACCCUCAGAGAAAUUUAGUAUAGAUUGGGCUAGAUCUUAGGUAUUUACCAGCUAUGGCCUUUUUAUACAAUAUAAUAGAAUCUUAGAAAUUGAUUUAAUGCUAUUGGUUAUAUUUUGAGUGGUGCAGGUUUGCUCUCCGUUCAAUAUCCUAAGUAGAAUAUAUUCUUAUAACUGCGUUAUAAUUAUGAACAUUCUUGAGUUGCAAUUUUUAAAUUGCAUUUUAACACUGCGUAAGAUUAUUUAAAUGGCUAAAGGCUACAGAGUUGGCUAACUAAUUGUUGAGCUCAUGGUUUUGAUUUGAUGGUUCAUGCAAGCCAAACCAGUCCAGGAUCACAUGCAUUUCAUUUAUAUUGCAUAUUGUGGACUUGCAUGUUUACCGUCAAGAUGCUUGAGAUCCCAAAUGACUUGGUUUUCUUAGGUCCUGUAGCAUUACAAAGACCCCCCACUCUCAUACACAAACCCAUAAUCCUCAUGUUGUACCUGUAGUGGGUAAUUAUAACUUUUUUAUCAAGUGCUUUGCUGAGUAAGUAGUUGACUGAUUGAUGGUGGUUGACCAGAAGCUGGGGAUGCUGUGUCUUGUGCCUUAUAGUUCCUCAAACUUCCCCAUCUGCUUCCCUUCAUAACUCAAGGUGCUCUUGAAGUGUUUUUGUUUUUUUUUCUUCCCAUCUGUUGACUUGAUACUAUGUUACAGGUGGUGUUGUGCACCUGAACACCAGUACCCCCUUGUGGGUUAAUGUUAAUUCAGAAAUCUUGCUGUAAACAGUUUUGUAUAUAAAUAAAUCUGUUACUCAUU